Molecule: messenger RNA, 1398 nt
Organism: Rodentolepis nana
Lineage: Eukaryota; Metazoa; Platyhelminthes; Cestoda; Cyclophyllidea; Hymenolepididae
Source: the annotation of a GenBank genome assembly
AUGGGAGUGCAACCCAAACUUGAAGACAUAGAGGUCAUGGAGCAAGAUCCACCGCCUCUGUCUGAGAUUAAAACCGGUUACACUCCAACUACUAGUGCCUCAGCUACUGACAUUGCUCAUGACUACUCAAGAUAUGAGAACCUUGAUACCCCUACUCCAAUCAGAUCCUCCGAUAUUAUGGCCUAUACUUCUCGAUUUGAUCUCAAUGUCCCAACGUCUGCUCAAUCGGGUCUUAAUCCUGCAGUUACUACUGAUACACAGAUGAGUUCACAGAGACCAAUGGGAUUUGAUAUUCCUCAAACGGUUCCACAACCAAUGGAACGUCAAUCAUACGUCCCUAUCGAACCUCAUAGGUUACCAUGCUAUCAACAGCCACAGCAACAACUCCAAAGCCAAAUCCCUUUCGCACGGGCUUCCUAUCCCCAGGCUAUUGAUUACAUGGAUUCUGCACCAACUAAUCCCUACUAUUUUCAAUGUUCAUUCUCACUUCCAACGAUCGGAGUAUCGAGUUCUGCUCCUCAGCCAAUCGCACAAACCGUUGUCCCACUCGUUACAACUAAUAUUCCUACACAAGCUCCUGUUUAUACACCCCUCCAGCCCAUGCGACUCGGUACUCAUGCAAGUUUCGACCAGCCUGCAUCCACGGGUGAGAGAUUUGAUGUCCUCGUCAAUCGACGAAGUAUCAGUGUCCCACAAACGCUUUCCUGUUGUGAUAUAUCACCGUUUAGCGCACAAACACCCGGACUUGCCUCCACGGCAACUGGACCUGGACCAUCUAGUACACAAGGCUAUUCCUUCGUUAAGCAUGAACCCUAUGAAUUUCCCAGUGAAAUGCGAAGAUCUAGUUGUUCCAGUCUAACCAUAUGCCCACGACGAAGUCUUCCCACCCCAUCAACUUCAACUGUGGCAAAAGAAAAACAGUUUGUGUGCAAUGCAGAAGGCUGCGAAAAGCGAUUUGCACGAGUGGAUGAACUUAAAAGGCAUCAGAGAACUCAUAGUGAUUUUCGUCCAUACACUUGCAACGUUUGUGAUAAGGGCUUCACUAGAAGCGACCAUUUGAUUACGCAUAGAAGAACCCAUACAGGUGAAAAGCCCUAUUCUUGCCAAUAUUGUGAUCGUUGCUUUGCCCGAUCUGAUGAACGUUCUCGACAUUUAAGAACCCAUACUAACCCCCGACCAAGCACUAGUACUCGGGGUCGACGUCCUAGUACAAAGUACCAGGUUCGGAAGCCCUUGACGCCUCAGCAAUCACAACAAAAUCCUGGUCCUUCGAGUAUGCCCAGUCAGACCUCUUAUCAACAGAUUGAUAUAAGUGGCGCAAGUAGUGAUACAAGUUAUAGCCAAAGUGAAUCAUACCGUAUGUAUCAACCCCCACCACCGCAACCACCACCUCAGUGA